Molecule: messenger RNA, 2022 nt
Organism: Dictyostelium discoideum AX4
Lineage: Eukaryota; Evosea; Eumycetozoa; Dictyosteliales; Dictyosteliaceae
Gene: scfd1
Product: Sec1-like family protein
Exons: 5
Coding region: 1-2022 (673 amino acids)
Biological process (GO): vesicle-mediated transport
Cellular component (GO): endoplasmic reticulum membrane; cytoplasm; Golgi cisterna membrane
Source: RefSeq, a predicted model, not a curated record
AUGAAUCAAAAUUCAUCAUUAUCUUCAUCAGGUAUGAUGGGAAGUGGUGGAUUUGGAUUUGAUCAAUUUUCAAAUAACUUUUCAAUUAAAACCAAACAAAUUGAAAGUAUUAAUAAAAUGUUAUCAUUGAAAUCUGAAUCAUCAUCAUCAAAUAAUAAUAAUAAUAAUAAUAAAGCUAUAAGUGGUUGGCAAGAAGUUUGGAAAGUUUUAAUUUUCGAUACCCAUUGUUCAAAUAUUAUAGCACCAAUAUUAACUAAAGGUGCAUUACGUAAUCAAGGUGUAACAUUAUAUUUACCACUCCAUUCUGAUAGACAACCAAUUCAAGAUGUUCCUGCAAUUUAUUUUGUUUUACCAACUUCUGAUAAUAUUAAAAGAAUUGCAGAGGAUUGUAAAAAUAAAUUAUAUGAUAAUAUUUAUUUAAAUUUUGCAAGUAAAUUAUCAAAUCAAUUAAUGGAAGAAUUAGCAACAUUAACUAUUCAAUCAGAUUCAGUAUCAAUGAUUAGUAAAGUUUAUGAUCAAUUUUUAAAUUUUAUAUCAUUAGAGAAUGAUUUAUUUGUAUUAAAUAAUCCAAGAGAUAGUUAUUUAUCAUUUAAUGAUACACGUAUAAAGGAUACUCAAGCACAAGAGAAUAUUGAUAUGGUUGUAGAUAGUUUAUUUAGUGUAUUGGUUACAUUGGGCGUUGUACCAAUCAUUAGAGCACCAAAGAAUUCAGCGGCUGAAAUGAUAGCUUUAGCAUUGGAGAAAAGAAUAUCAACAACAUUACAAAGUAGUGGUGGAUCAAAUGUGUUUAGUAAUAUGAAUGAAAUGGGUUCACAAUUAUCAAGUUUCUAUAGACCUGUUUUAAUUCUGUUGGAUAGAAAUGUAGAUUUAUCAGUUUGUCUUCAUCAUCCAUGGACCUAUCAAGCAUUGGUUCAUGAUGUACUAAAUAUGUCCUUAAAUCAAGUUCGUAUCGAUGUAACUCAAAAUGGUCAAACCUCAAAGAAAUCUUAUGGUUUAGAUUCUUCCUCUGAUUCUUUUUGGUCUUCAAAUACUGGUGCUGCUUUCUCAAGUGUUGCUGGUGAAAUUAAAUCUCAAAUUAAUGAAUAUUAUCAACAAAUGGAAAAAUUACAACAAAUUACUGAUAUUAAACUUGAUGAUAGUGAUGAUUUUGAUAAUAAUAAUAAAAAAUCAAAUGAAAAUAAAACAAAAGGAUUAGGUAAUUUAGUACAAGAAAUGGAUGAAAAGAAAAGAUUAAUUGAUAUUCAUACAAAUUUAGCAACUGAUUUAACAAAGAAUAUUCGUGAUAGACAAAUUGAUUGCUUCUUUGCAAUGGAAGAAUCAAUUAUCACUAGAUCAUUAACUGAUAAAAAAGAAUUACACUCUUUAAUCACCUCGCCAAUAGUUGGUGAAACUGGUGGUAGAGGUACUUUAGAGGAUAAAAUUCGUUUACUUAUCAUUUACUUUUUAUCAACUAAAAAUGUACCACAAUCUGAAAUGGAUCAAUAUGAAGAUGCAUUAACUAAAAUGGGUGCUGAUUUAUCAACUUUAGAUUUCUUUAAAAAAACAAAAGCAUUUAAUGAAAGUUUAACAGCAAUUGCAAAUGUUAAUCAAUCAAGUACUCAAUCAAGUAAUACGGCAUCAGGUAAAAUUGGUGGAUUUAUGCAAAUGAUGACAAGUGUAACAGGUUAUCAAGGUGUUGAAUCAUUUACAAAUUUCUUUCAACAAGGUGUUAGAGCAUUAUUACCAAAGAGUAAGGAUUUAUUUGUAACUAGAAUCGUAGAAUCAAUUAUGGAUUUAAAGAAUACUUUGGAUGCUGAUUAUCUUUAUUUGGAUCCAAAGAUUCAAAAUAAAUCAAAUGUUCCAAAAAGAACAACUCCUUUUAAAGAAGCUAUUGUUUUCACUGUUGGUGGUGGUAAUUAUGUAGAAUAUCAAAAUCUUCAAGAUUUUUCAAAGAAACACAAUAAAAAAAUUAUUUAUGGUUCAAAUGAACUAUUAACAUCGAAAGAAUUUUUAAAUCAAAUUAAAAAUUUAAAUAAAAAUUAA